This is a messenger RNA of Oryzias melastigma (Indian medaka), 4934 nucleotides long. RefSeq names its product gamma-aminobutyric acid (GABA) B receptor, 1a (gene gabbr1a). Gene Ontology annotation, biological process: G protein-coupled receptor signaling pathway; gamma-aminobutyric acid signaling pathway. Bases 341 to 3319 code for a protein of 992 amino acids. Gene Ontology annotation, cellular component: G protein-coupled receptor heterodimeric complex; membrane. The record is from RefSeq and is a predicted model, not a curated record. The transcript has 24 exons. Gene Ontology annotation, molecular function: G protein-coupled GABA receptor activity. Lineage: Eukaryota; Metazoa; Chordata; Actinopteri; Beloniformes; Adrianichthyidae.
AGCUCAAGAUUGUAGAGAGGGGGGGGAGUGAGAGGGGAAAGGAGGGGAGUGUGGUGAAUCGUCGUUUCUGUGUGCUGUGCUCAAACUCCCUUUUUUAUACGGAUUAUUCUUUAUUUUUGCUCCGAUCUUCCUUUUCAUCAAUGCAAUACAGGGAACGCGGGCGCGCUGUUUUUGUGCCAUCCCGUUCACGCGUGGAGCAGCCUGCACAUUUACUGUAAAGCCAUAUUGACAGAGCCAUAAAGCUGCCGCAAAGAUGCAGGUUUUUACCAAAUAAUUCGGACGCCGGUUUUUCCUCGGAGGGUCCCGGCCGGAGGACUCGCCGCUGUCUGGGAAUCCAGAGAUGGCGCGGCUAUUGUUUCUGAUUAUUCUCUGCGCUCUUCCGCCUUUAGUUGUGCCCAUACAUAAUUCAUCAGCAGGAGGCUGUGCCAUCAUCCGACCUCCAAGGGACGGCGGGAUCCGCUACAGAGGCCUGACGCAGGAGCAGAUCCGCAGUGUGCAGAUCCUGCCAGUGGAUUAUGAGAUCGAGUACAUCUGCAGAGGAAACCGGGUGAUCGUUGGACCAAAGGUCAGGAAGUGCUUGGCCAACGGCACAUGGACGGACAUGACGCUGCCCAGCACCUGCUUGCUGCUAUGCCCGCGGGUGUGGACCUCUCUGGAGAAUGGCAGGGUGACGGCGAACCCCCCGGGGCCUCCGGUGGAAGGGACGGCGCUCCAUUACAGCUGCCACGCCGGCUUCAUCCUGGAAGGGAGAAACAUCAGCCACUGCACCAAGCUGGGCAAAUGGGACGCGCCCAAACCCACCUGCCUGUAUGACAGAAACUACACAGGCAAGAAGAAGCUGUACAUCGGAGCGCUGUUCCCCAUGAGCGGGGGCUGGCCCGGCGGGCAGGCGUGCAUGCCCUCCGCUCAGAUGGCUCUGGACCUGGUCAACAACAGGAGCGACAUCCUGCCGGACUACGAGCUGGAGCUCAUCCACUACGACAGCAUGUGUGACCCAGGAGAAGCCACCAAGCUGCUGUAUGACCUGCUCUACACCGAGCCCAUCAAGAUCGUGCUGAUGCCCGGCUGCAGCGGCGUUUCCACGCUGGUGGCAGAAGCUGCUCGCAUGUGGAACCUCAUUGUGCUGUCAUACGGCUCCAGCUCGCCCGCCCUGUCCAACCGCCAGCGCUUCCCCACCUUCUUCCGAACGCACCCCUCCGCCACCCUGCACAACCCCACCAGGGUGCAGCUCUUCCAGAAGUGGAAGUGGACGCGCAUCGCCACCAUCCAGCAGACCACAGAAGUCUUCACCUCCACGCUGGAUGAUCUGGAGCAGAGGGUGAAGGAGGCAGGCAUCGAGAUCAGCGUUCGUCAGAGUUUCCUCACCGACCCGGCUGUUGCUGUCAAGAACCUCAAGCGCCAGGACGCCAGGAUCAUCGUGGGGCUCUUCUACGAGACCGAAGCCAGGAAGGUGUUUUGUGAGGUGUACAAGGAGAAGCUGUAUGGAAAGAAGUACGUCUGGUUCCUGAUCGGCUGGUAUGCCGACAACUGGUUCAAGAUCAAAGACCCGGCGAUCAACUGCACCGCCGAGAACAUGGCGGAGGCCGUGGAGGGUCACGUGACCACAGAGAUCGUCAUGCUGAACCCGGAGACUGUCCGUGGCGUCUCCAACUUGACGUCGCAGGAGUUUCUUGCUGCCUUGAUGUCCCGCCUGGGGGGGAAGAACCCGGAGGAGACCGGUGGGUUUCAAGAAGCCCCUUUAGCCUAUGACGCGGUGUGGGCUCUGGCUCUCGCCCUCAACAAGACCGUGGCACCUCUUAAGGCCAAAGGUCGACGCCUGGAGGACUUCAACUACAACAACCACGACAUCACAUCUGAGAUCUACAGAGCGCUCAACACCAGCUCCUUUGAAGGGGUUUCGGGCCAGGUGGUGUUUGACGCUCAGGGUUCCAGGAUGGCAAUGACCCUCAUCGAGCAACUGCAAGGUGGCAGUUAUAAGAAGAUCGGUUACUAUGACAGCUCACAGAAGAACCUCUCCUGGUUCGGGAACGAUGUUUGGAUAGGGGCGGGGCCUCCAGCAGAUCGGACGGUAGUCAUUGAGGAGUACAGGUUCCUGUCUCAGAAGCUGUUUGCAGCCGUGUCGGUCUUCGCCGGCCUCGGUAUUCUGCUCGGCAUCGUCUGCCUGACCUUCAACAUCUAUAACGGCAACGUACGCUACAUCCAGAACUCCCAGCCCUACCUGAACAACAUGACGGCGGUGGGCUGCAUGAUGGCGCUGGCUGCGGUGUUUCCGUUGGGGAUCGACGGCCACCACGUCCACAGAUCACAGUUCCCCGUCGUCUGCCAGUUUCGCCUGUGGCUGCUGGGCCUCGGCUUCAGCCUGGCGUACGGCAGCAUGUUCACCAAGAUCUGGUGGGUUCACACCCUCUUCACCAAGAAGGAUGAGAAGAAGGAGAAAAAGAAGCAGCCCUUGGAGCCGUGGAAACUCUACGCAACGGUUGGAGUUCUGCUGGGCAUCGACUUCCUGUCGCUGGUGAUCUGGCAGGGCGUGGAUCCUCUGCACAUCACGGUGGAGAAGUUCACAAAGGAAGCUCCCAAAGAAGAUCUGGACGUCCUGAUUCAGCCUCUGUUGGAGCACUGCAGCUCAGAGAAGAUGAACACGUGGCUCGGUGUGGUUUAUGGCUACAAGGGUCUGCUGCUGCUGCUGGGCAUUUUCCUGGCCUACGAGACCAAGUCUGUCUCCACUGAAAAGAUCAACGACCAUCGAGCCGUGGGGAUGGCUAUUUACAACGUAGCUGUUUUGUGUCUGAUCACGGCUCCUGUGACGAUGAUCUUGUCCUCGCAGCAGGACGCCUCGUUUGCCUUCGCCUCUCUCGCCAUCGUCUUCUCGGCCUACAUCACCCUGGUGGUGCUCUUUGUACCCAAGAUGCGGCGCCUCAUCACCCGCGGUGAGUGGCAGUCGGAGCAGCAGGACACGCUGAAGACCGGCUCCUCCACCAACAACAACGACGAGGAGAAGUCCAGGCAGCUGGAGCGCGAGAACAGGGAGCUGCAGAAGAUCAUCCAGGAGAAAGAGGAGCGAGUGUCCGCGCUCCGCAACCAGCUGGCCGAGCGGCAGGCUCUGCGAAACCGCCGGCGACCCUCCUCUGGCCAGAAUCAGAACCACAACGCCCAGGCAGACCCCAAGUCGCUGCUCCCCCCACCCGGCUACCCGAACCCCACCAUGGACAAUCACUCCAUGCCGCCCUCCUUCUCCAACUCAUCCAAUCUCUACCCAGCCGAAAGCAAGAUGGGUCGCAACCACUGUCACAACAGCCAGAUCCCUCUGCUGUACAAGUAAAAACGCCAGGGCGGGGCCUGAAGGUGCGCACACGGGGGGCGGGGACACGGAACACAACGUGACACUGUGACUUUCACUUUUUUUGGGUGGAGCACGCAGAGGUGCGAUGGAAACACAAUGAGAACACGGCAGCUGUGGAGGAAGCCACGCUCCUCCUCACAGCUUUGAUCUCACAAGCCGGAAACAAAAGCACAUCUCUGAGGAGCCGCACGCCACCUCCAGCAAACCGUGGAGCGCCUCCUCAUCCGUUAUCUGCUUCUGUUGUGGAGACGCCACGUGGAGGAGGGUCUUUGUGUCUUUGGUAUUCCAUCUCCACGUUUCGUCCUUCGAGUUCGUUGACUUCACUCUGUGGUUUAUAUCGUUCUGUAAUAAUUGAUCUAUUUGUCAUGAAGUUCUUCUAAACAGAAGAAGAAUCUCUGUGGAGCAGCUCUGCGAGGGACAGCAGACUCACGCAAACGUGAAAUAGCCAUAACCUACAGGCCAGAGAGCUUAGCAUGUGUGGUGUCAGGGCUGUGUAUUCAGUACAGUACUGUAUUUUAAUAACCCAAUCCUUUACGCCGUUCGCUUCACAAACGAUGAGGAACAGCUGAAUGCUUGCUGAGAACAGUAGAAGUUGAGCUGUUUUGUGAAAAAAACUCCCAAUUCUUGUUUUGAGGAUUUUCACCCCCUCCAUGCCGCCUGCAUCUUUAGUGAUUCUUUGGUCCCUUUCUGUUCCAAAGCAAUACUGGACCCAUUUCCACCGCACAUCCUGCGGUUCAGGCUGGAGAAGCUACAAAAAAAAAAAAAAAAGCCACAAUUUAUGCAAAAAGCACAUCCGCGCAGACAGACGUCUAACAGUUCAGGUUUGAGGCACAAUUUCAGUGUGAAAAUCGUCACUGAUUGAGGUUGUAAAAAGAAAACUGUUACAUCAUAAAGGUCAUAGUCUGUCUCUCCUUCCUGUUUUUGCAAAAAUAGUUGCCCCCGAGCUGAAACUUCAAGGCACUUCCUGCUUUCCUGCUUCAAAAUAAGGGCCUUUCUUGCAGGUAUUUAGAGAAAGCACACUUUUUUCCAUGAGAUUUCUUACCUGGAACCUGUUUCUCGUCAUUCUUGUGAGCUUUUCUUUCUUUUCUAAGUGACAAUCGGGAAUGAUGGCAGCCUUUUUUUUUGUCUUCAAAAAAAUAGUUUGGAAGAAGGUCAGAAAGUAACACAAGGAACCGUAUUUAUCCAGCAGUUAAUCGGAAUGCUCUAUUUCAUUCAUGACCUCAGAAGCAAUGAAGCCCGAAGAGCUCAAUCGGCAACAAACGUUUCAGUAUCUGUAAAUCGAUGUUCAUCUGAUGGAGCACUUUAACCUGAAAUGAUGACAGUUGGAAAACUCAUUAAAGCUCAGGGUUUUGAGGCGCAACGGUCAACUGAAAUGAAUGAAACAGGCCAUUUUUAUUAACUCCGCAGAGAUAGUGUAACAUAUGAAUGCAGAAUUAUAAAAAGAUGUUCUAUUAUCUUGCACAUAUAUGGUAAUAUACAUGGAUUGUGGGGAUAUUUGUAUUCACUAUCUAUGAUCUUUAAUGUUGGUAUAUUUCAGAGUAUGUGUAUGCAAAUAUAUGGGAAAAGUGAAUAAAUUCAAUGUUUUUUCACUCGA